UCCUCUUCCUGUAUCCGGUGAUGGAGGUCUGCUGCAAGAGGCUUUAAACCGCAGCUGCGCUCAGAGACACGAUCGAACAACCAGCGAGGAACCCGAGUCCAGACCCCGUUCCAACACACGAGUCAAGGUGAGACCCGGUUCUGGACAAGGAUCCGGACAAAUGUCCCCGAAAAUAGAAAAAGACACAAACCCGAGCGUCGUGUUGAUCUGUCAAGGCCACAGAUGCCAGUGGCUGUAGGUCCGUACGGCCAUGGCCAGGCCCAGCCCAGCUGUUUUGACCGGGUGAAGAUGGGCUUCAUGAUGGGGUUCGCAGUGGGAAUGGCUGCCGGCGCCAUGUUUGGCACUUUCUCCUGUCUCAGGAUCGGCAUGCGGGGCAGAGAGCUGAUGGGCGGAGUAGGAAAGACCAUGAUGCAGAGCGGCGGGACGUUCGGCACGUUUAUGUCCAUCGGAAUGGGCAUCCGCUGCUGAGGAGGAGGAGGAGGAGGAGCGACCUCCUCAUGACUACACAGCUAUGGGACUUUUCCAAAAACCUACAUCCACCUCUCUCUGUCUGUCCGGUGAUGUCACACUCUCAACCUGCAGUCUAGUUUUGUCAAUAAAAGUUAAGAUUUGUCAAAUGGG
Hippoglossus stenolepis (Pacific halibut) is the source of this 621-nucleotide messenger RNA. It is a transcript of the gene romo1, whose product is annotated as reactive oxygen species modulator 1. Bases 223 to 468 code for a protein of 81 amino acids. The transcript is spliced from 3 exons. Gene Ontology annotation, cellular component: TIM23 mitochondrial import inner membrane translocase complex. The record is from RefSeq and is a predicted model, not a curated record. NCBI's taxonomy places the organism in Eukaryota, Metazoa, Chordata, Actinopteri, Pleuronectiformes, Pleuronectidae. Gene Ontology annotation, biological process: protein insertion into mitochondrial inner membrane; protein import into mitochondrial matrix.